UCUGUUGUUUAUGUAUGUGCUUACGUCACAUGAACGAAUUGAAUUGUUAUUUUUGAUGUUUGAAAAAAUGUUAUAGUAAUUUUCAUUCAUCUGUGGUAAUUUUUUACUUUUAAUAGAUUUCCAGUCUUAUUAAAUUUAGUUAAUUACCAAAUUUUAAAAUAAUUCUAUGGAAAAUCUAAGGUUAUUAACGAAGAAUUGACCUCGUCCUCUUAGUUUGAAGGACUGUCGUGUAAUUUGUUUAGGUAUGUCGGUUUGGUCAGCCAGUACUGUCGGUAAUAAUCACCACUACGGGCAUCCGACCAGUCGUUACAGUUACUCCAAUAACUGGUGUCCAAAUCUGGUUAAGCACAAGUGCGUCAUGGGGGAGACUCCGAUUCAGUCCGGUGAUGCGUUACACACACCAGCGUAUCUCUCCUGGAGGAAACUGCAGCUCAGCCGGGCCAAACUGAAAGCAUCUAGUAAGACUUCUGCCUUACUCUCUGGCUUCGCUAUGGUAGCAAUGGUCGAAGUACAGUUGAAUCCGCCGAAUCAAACCAAAGUCCCCCCGGGUAUGCUGGUAGCUUUCACAGUUUGUACAACGCUCUUAGUCGCAGUACAUAUGCUAGCGCUCAUGAUCAGCACCUGCAUACUACCCAACAUAGAGGCCGUCGGAAACCUCCAUAGCAUAUCACUAGUCCACGAAUCACCACACGAGAGGCUACAUUGGUACAUCGAAAUCGCAUGGGCCUUUUCGACUUUGCUAGGCCUUAUUUUGUUCCUAGUUGAAAUAGCGAUACUUUGCUGGGUCAAGUUUUACGAUCUCAGCGAAACAGCCGCUUGGUCAGCUUGUGUUGUUCUAAUACCUGUUAUGAUAGUAUUUUUAGCAUUCGCGAUACAUUUCUAUAUGUCGCUCGCUACGCAUAAGUAUGAAGUGACGGUAACAGGUAUCAAAGAAUUGGAACUGUUGAAAGAACAAAUCGAAUUAGGCGAUCACGACUCGAGAAUGAAUAAUUUAACACUUUUAGAUCAGAAUAGGGUUGUGUGAAAGUUUCUCUUGUUUAAUACGGAUUGUUUUGCACAUUUAUAUUAUUAUAAGGAAUUUUACACAUUAGACGGAGUAAGUGUAUAUUGUAAGAAAAUAUACUGGUUUUGAUAG
Molecule: messenger RNA, 1135 nt
Organism: Melitaea cinxia (Glanville fritillary)
Lineage: Eukaryota; Metazoa; Arthropoda; Insecta; Lepidoptera; Nymphalidae
Gene: Orai
Product: calcium release-activated calcium channel protein 1-like
Exons: 3
Coding region: 245-1024 (259 amino acids)
Biological process (GO): store-operated calcium entry
Cellular component (GO): membrane
Molecular function (GO): store-operated calcium channel activity
Source: RefSeq, a predicted model, not a curated record